Messenger RNA from Vicia villosa (hairy vetch), 1410 nucleotides. RefSeq lists its product as uncharacterized. The record is from RefSeq and is a predicted model, not a curated record. The transcript is spliced from 3 exons. Lineage: Eukaryota; Viridiplantae; Streptophyta; Magnoliopsida; Fabales; Fabaceae. Bases 1 to 1410 code for a protein of 469 amino acids.
AUGGCAUCCAAUAGUACUGCUACUCAAACAGACGAGCAUGUGUCCUUGAAGCUUCUUUUGAAUGAAAAGGGUAACAAAGUUUUGUUUGCUGAAGCAGGUAAGGACUUUGUAGACAUUCUUUGCAGCUUCUUAACAAUGCCUUUAGGAACUGUUGCUAGACUUGUUGAGAUGAAAUCAAGCAUAGGGCCAGUCACAGUUGGUUGUCUAAACUCACUCUAUCAAAGUGUGGCUGAUCUUGAUGAAAGUUGUUUCUGCAAUGACACAAUCAAACAAAUGCUUCUCCAACCAAUUAACUCUGCUGAAGAUUAUUGCAACACUCUUAAACUCAACAUUGAUGACACUCAGCCAACAAAGUACUUUGCAUGUGCCAACUUUAAAAACUGCAGUUAUCGUGAUUUGACAACAUCAACAUAUAAAGAUAAACAUAAAUGUUGCUGUAACCAUUCUUUUACCUGCCAAGUUUUCCUUAAACAAUCCCAUCAAGGAUUUGUUAACUGUGUUACUACUUUUGUUAUAACGGAUGAUCUCACUGUCAUGCCAAACGGCAUUGACUAUACAAGCCUCAGUCUGCUGCAGGAAUAUGGCAUAACAAAUCCUAGUUCCGUUAAAGAAAUAGUUCUGAAUGUUACUAAAGAAAAGGUAGUUGAUCUCUUAAAGCAUUCUUUGCUUUCCUCCUCAACUUUGACAGACUUGUUUUUAAGAAAGAAACCAUCUCCGGGGAGAUCAAUGUUUUUCUUUCCUGAUGGUGAAAGUAGCUGCAAAAUUAAAAUCACUGUGAAGUUAGUUAUAAGAAAAUCGGAUGGAAAGUUAUUGUAUGCUCAAGGGGAACAAGAUUUUGCAAACAUGCUUUUGAACUUUCUUACUUUUCCUUUGGGAAUAAUUGCACAAAAAUUUGGAAAGAUUUGUUCCGUGGGCAACAUCAACAGAUUGUACAAGAGUAUAGCUGAUUUGAAUGAAUACAAGUAUUUUAUGUCAAUAAAUGCUAAGUUCAGGCUUGCUUGUCCUUGCAUUGACUCAGUGUUAACGUUAAGCAAGCAGAUAUUAACAGUUGUUGAUCCUGAUUACAUUAAUACUCCUGUUCAGUUUUUGAUUCACGGAGGUGACAAAAGGAUAUUUGAAGGAAAAAUAAAGAAAAUGAGUAUUGCAACUCUGGGCAGCUGUAAUGAUGGUUAUGUGAAGGGUCCUAAUAUGUAUGUUGUCACUGAUGAUUUGGUCGUUGCACCAUUGUCACCAAUAUCAUCUUUAUGUUUACUUAACCGAUUGAAGACUCCUCUUACAGAUUUAAAGGAAAAAGUUGUUGUCAUUGGCUUCAAAGAGUGUCUUUGCAUUUUGAUGGCUUCUUUGACUUCAUCAUCCGCCCUAACAAAUGGUUUGGCUCACUUGCUAACUGAAGUUAAGGAGGAGAAAUGA